GCCCUACUAGUCUGGGUCAUUCUCCACAUUUGCAGUGGCAUUUUAGUGAAAGUGAAAACGCCUCUCUGUCCAGGCCAAAUCUUCGGUCCCUAAAUCCCCUCUGUCCGUGACCGUAGCCGCUGCUCCUUCGCCGUCUCCAACGGUUAAACAACGAUGCAGUCGUCGAAAAUGCGCCGCAAAGUGGCCCCGGCGGCCGCCGACGGCGACUCCUCUGAGAAGUUUGAUCAACUUCUCCUCUCCUCCGCCAUCUGCAACAAUGAAGAUCUCGGUCCCUUCGUUCGCAAAGCCUUCACCUCUGGCAAGCCGGAGACGCUGCUUCACCACCUACGCCACUUCGCCCGAUCAAAAGAGUCGGAAAUCGAAGAGGUCUGCAAAGCGCACUACCAAGACUUCAUCAUGGCCGUGGACGACCUCCGAUCUCUCCUCUCCGAUGUUGAUUCCCUCAAAUCAUCACUCUCUAAUUCCAACAUCAAACUACAGUCCGUCGCCGGGCCUCUUCUCUCGUCGCUUGACGCCUUCGUGGAGGCUCGAAACAUUAGCCAGAACGUGAGCCUCGCGCUUGAGUCGGUUCGUAAGUGUGUGAAAUUGGCGGAUCUUUGCUCCAGAGCCAAUCUUCAUUUGUCGAAUAACAAUUUCUACAUGGCUUUGAAGUGUGUUGAUUCGAUUGAGGGUGAAUUCAUUGACAAAACUCCGUCGUCGACGCUGCGGAAAAUGCUAGAGAAGCAGAUCCCGGAGAUUCGAUCGUAUAUCGAGAGGAAGAUCAAUAAGGAGUUUGGGGAUUGGCUUGUGGAGAUUCGAAUAGUGAGUAGGAAUCUUGGGCAAUUGGCGAUUGGACAAGCGUCAUCUGCAAGGCAGCGAGAGGAGGAGCUUCGCAUCAAACAACGGCAAGCCGAGGAACAGACUCGACUUAGUUUAAGAGACUGUGUUUAUGCUUUGGAAGAAGAAGAUGACGAUGAUGGACUCGGUGAUCAAGGUAAGGAUGGCUAUAACAAUGGUAGUAGUGGUGUGCUAGGGUUUGAUUUGACUUCUCUAUAUAGGGCUUAUCAUAUACACCAAACCCUAGGGCUUGAAGAUCGGUUCAGACAGUACUAUUUUGAGAAUCGCAAACUUCAAUUGACUUCGGACUUUCAGGUGUCCUCAAUGACACCUUUUCUCGAAUCUCAUCAGACAUUUUUUGCGCAAAUUGCUGGAUUCUUUAUAGUAGAAGAUCGAGUUCUUAGGACUAGUGGAGGUUUAAUUUUGAAAAUGGAUGUAGAGAAUUUGUGGGAAACUGCUGUUAGCAAAAUGUGUUCUGUAUUAGAGGAUCAGUUUUCGAGAAUGCAAACUGCAAAUCAUCUUUUGUUGAUAAAGGACUAUGUGAGUUUGCUUGGAGUUACACUGCGGCGGUAUGGGUACCCAGUUGAUCCUUUGCUAGAUGUUUUAAGCAAGCACCGGGACAAAUACCAUGAGUUGUUGUUAUCUGAUUGUCGUAAGCAGAUCGGAGAAGUGCUUGCAGCUGACAAGUUUGAACAGAUGUUAAUGAAAAAAGAGUAUGAGUAUUCAAUGAAUGUACUUUCAUUUCAGUUACAAACGUCAGAUAUAACACCAGCAUUUCCUUUUGUUGCCCCAUUUUCAUCUACGGUGCCGGAUUGUUGCCGCAUCGUGCGGUCAUUUAUUGAGGAUUCUGUGAGCUUCAUGUCAUAUGGCGGCCAGCUAGAAUUCUAUGAUGUUGUGAAGAAGUAUUUGGAUAGGCUGUUGAAUGAGGUUCUGGAUGGGGCUCUGUUAAAGCUUACUAAUACAUCAAUUCAUGGUGUCUCCCAGGCAAUGCAGGUUGCAGCAAAUAUGGUUGUACUAGAGCGUGCUUGUGAUUUCUUCUUUCGUCAUGCUGCACAGCUUUCGGGCAUUCCUUUGAGAAUGGCAGAAAGGGGUAGGAGACAGUUUCCACUGAACAAUGCCCGUGAUGCAGCGGAAGAGAUGCUUUCUGGGUUGCUGAAGGCAAAGGUUGAUGGGUUCAUGACAUUGAUUGAAAAUGUGAACUGGAUGGCUGAUGAGCCUCCACAGAGUGGAAAUGAAUUUGUGAAUGAGGUGAUUAUAUAUUUGGAAACUUUAGUUUCAACCGCUCAGCAGAUACUCCCAGCUAAGGUUCUUAAAAGAGUUUUACAAGAUGUUCUUUCUCACAUAUCAGAAAAGAUUGUUGGGACUCUCCUUGGGGAUUCCGUUAAGAGGUUCAAUGUAAAUGCAGUUAUGGGGAUUGAUGUUGAUAUUCGGUUGUUAGAAUCAUUUGCAGACAAUCAAGCUUCACUUCUGUCAGAAGCAGAUGCUAAUCAGUUGAAAACUGCUCUUUCUGAGGGAAGGCAAUUGAUUAAUUUGCUACUGAGCAACCACCCAGAGAAUUUUCUGAAUCCUGUAAUCAGGGAGAGGAGUUAUAAUGCUUUGGACUACAGGAAAGUUAUCGCAAUUUCAGAGAAGUUAAGAGAUCCUUCAGACAGGCUAUUUGGAACCUUUGGAGGGAGGGGACUCAAGCAGAACCCCAAAAAGAAGUCUUUGGAUACAUUGAUAAAAAGACUCAGGGAUGUGAGCUGAUUCGAUAUCAAGCUAUAGGAUGAUGGUGGGAAGUACCAGAAUCGAGCUUGACGCCUAGCUUAAGUGGCAAGUCCUUGGGCUGGAGAUGAGGGAGUUUUCAGGUUCAUUUCCAUCUAACUGGAAGGCAAAAAAUUAAUAAUAAAUUAGACGAAAAAGGAUGGGGAAAGAACAUUUACUUCUCAAGGAAAUGACAGAAAUUUUCAGGGUUGAAGCCCUAGGUGGCAGUGAUGGAAGAGAAGUGUUGUGCCCCAUAUUGUCAUUUUCCUCUUUUGAUCAUGAUCGGACACUGGCCUUCUUGGCAGAUUUAUGGUUUUAUGCACAUUUGCUACAUUCUUCAUUAUAAUUUGUUUUACACUGCCAUUUUCUUUAAUAAGUGAGGCUGCUGGUUGAGCUACACAACGAUUUUUUUAGCCUACUGAGAUUCAUUCUUGGUGUUGUUCAGCAUGUGAAGAAAGUAUGAAGAUUGAUUGAUGAGAAAGAUUAUGUAUUCUAUUAUUUCAUGAUUUUAUGAAUUUUCCUAAGAUGCUUUUCUCUUUUUAA
Molecule: messenger RNA, 3102 nt
Organism: Vitis vinifera (wine grape)
Lineage: Eukaryota; Viridiplantae; Streptophyta; Magnoliopsida; Vitales; Vitaceae
Product: exocyst complex component SEC15B
Exons: 2
Coding region: 154-2562 (802 amino acids)
Biological process (GO): exocytosis; Golgi to plasma membrane transport; intracellular protein transport
Cellular component (GO): exocyst; membrane
Source: RefSeq, a predicted model, not a curated record